Molecule: messenger RNA, 705 nt
Organism: Ipomoea triloba (trilobed morning glory)
Lineage: Eukaryota; Viridiplantae; Streptophyta; Magnoliopsida; Solanales; Convolvulaceae
Product: ubiquitin-60S ribosomal protein L40
Exons: 5
Coding region: 60-446 (128 amino acids)
Biological process (GO): protein ubiquitination; modification-dependent protein catabolic process; translation
Cellular component (GO): nucleus; cytoplasm; ribosome
Molecular function (GO): structural constituent of ribosome; protein tag activity; ubiquitin protein ligase binding
Source: RefSeq, a predicted model, not a curated record
AACGAGGAGACAGAGGAAGAAGAAGAGAGUGAGGGAGGAGGCCUGUGAUAACCGAGAAAAUGCAGAUUUUCGUGAAGACUCUCACCGGCAAGACCAUCACACUUGAGGUCGAGUCUAGCGACACUAUUGACAAUGUCAAGGCUAAGAUUCAAGACAAGGAAGGAAUUCCACCGGAUCAGCAGAGGUUGAUUUUUGCUGGUAAGCAGCUGGAAGAUGGCCGUACCCUUGCUGACUACAAUAUUCAGAAAGAGUCUACUCUGCAUCUGGUGCUGAGGCUUCGUGGAGGAAUUAUUGAGCCGUCUUUGAUGGCCUUGGCUAGGAAGUAUAACCAAGAUAAGAUGAUCUGCCGCAAGUGCUACGCACGUUUGCAUCCUCGUGCUGUCAACUGCCGCAAAAAGAAAUGUGGGCACAGCAAUCAGUUGAGGCCAAAGAAGAAGAUCAAGUAGAUUUUGUGUCUGAAGAUUUGCCAGUCUUGUAGUGGAUGGUUUUUAGAAAUGUCAAGACCAAGGGAAUUAUUGUUAUUCUGCUUUAUUGUUUGACUGUAUGAGUUGUCCAAAACUAUUGAUAUGGGUAUUGGUACUUGUCUAUUUUCCAAUCAUCUUAAAAAUAUUUUGGCAUUAUGUUGAACUUAUCUGUUUCGUUCAUGUAUGGGUAGAGCUGUUAAGCUCCAUGCUAUUAUAGAUAUUACUGUGAUGUUCAAUCCAA